This is a messenger RNA of Tachysurus fulvidraco (yellow catfish), 1424 nucleotides long. RefSeq names its product cellular communication network factor 6 (gene ccn6). Gene Ontology annotation, biological process: signal transduction; cell adhesion. Gene Ontology annotation, molecular function: integrin binding; heparin binding. The record is from RefSeq and is a predicted model, not a curated record. The transcript has 5 exons. Lineage: Eukaryota; Metazoa; Chordata; Actinopteri; Siluriformes; Bagridae. The coding region runs from base 355 to 1359 and encodes 334 amino acids. Gene Ontology annotation, cellular component: extracellular matrix; extracellular region.
GGUUAGCAUGGCUGACUGGUUAGCAUGGCUGGUCUUUGUUAGCAUGGCUGGUCUGGUUAGCAUGGCUGACUGGUUAGUAUGGCUGGUCUGGUUAGCAUGGCUGGUCUGGCUUAGCUUCAGUAUUAGCUUAAAACAGAGCUAGCAUUUAACAACCUGCUGCGCUGUUUAACAGAAGUUUCCUAAGAUAAAACCAGGAUUUUUUACAGGACACUUCAGUUCAGGAAAUCAUCAGCAGACCUCUAACAUGGUGAACAGGGUGUGGUUUGGGACGGCUCAGAAAAAUCCCCUCUUUGUAUGUACUACACCUUAACCUUAAACAGGGUCCCUUAGAGGGACAAACCGAGACCUGGACAGAUGGAGCAGGUCGGUGGUGCUCAGGCCGUGGGUAAGGUGGUGGUUGUGAAGUCUGAUGCAGUAAACACAGAGCUGGUAGUGCAUGGUGGUGGAGGCUCUGAGCGUGUGCAGUUCUGCACUUGGCCGUGUAAGUGUGGACCGAGGCCGCAGUGCGCUCCGGGAAUCAGCGCCGUGUUGGACGGCUGCGGCUGCUGUAAGAGCUGCGCACGACAGAUCAAAGAACCCUGUAAUGAGCGGGACGUGUGUGAUCCACACAAGGGCAUGUACUGUGACUUCUCACGAGACAAGCCACGCUUCCAGCUUGGGGUGUGUGCAUACAUGAUGGCAGUGGGCUGUGAUCUAAACGGCGUUCACUAUGAGAACGGCGAGGCGUUCCAGCCCACUCCCCUCUAUAAGUGCACCUGUAUUGGCGGAGCUAUCGGCUGUAUGCCCGUGUUUAUCCACAAGCCUGUGGUCAUGCUGGUGCCUGCGUCCUCACAGAGCAACCUGGUCCCCGCUGGGCUACGGGCCAAACCACCACAGGACAGGAGCAUGUCAGCUUACAGGGCUCCUCCUUUAGUCAAGAUGAAGGGAUGUGUGGUUCAGAGUACACCCUGGUCUCCAUGCUCACGCUCCUGUGGCUUCGGCAUCUCCAUCCGCAUCUCCAACCACAACACCAAGUGUGACAUGAGGAAAGAGCGCCGCCUGUGUCUGCUCCGCCCCUGUGACAAAAAGAGCCUGAAGAUCCCAGCGGGGAAAUCGUGCAAGCCGGCGUUCCAGGCGAAGAAGGCAGAGAAGUUCAGUCUGUCAGGCUGCAUGAGCAGCAGGAAGUACCGCCCGCACUACUGUGGUGUGUGUGCUGACAAACGCUGCUGUGUCCCAAACCGCUCAAAGGUAGUGAAGGUGGAGUUCAAGUGCACUGGUGGAGCCAGUGUGCAGUGGAACAUGCAGUGGAUCACGUCAUGUGUGUGUGAGAGAAAGUGCAACAACCCGGGAGACAUGUUCUCCCAGCUCCACUUACUGUGACACACACACACAUCACUGCUGUAACACACACAGCUGUGUCGCUGUAAUAAACACUUAACAACUCA